Messenger RNA from Mugil cephalus (flathead mullet), 9793 nucleotides. RefSeq names its product lemur tyrosine kinase 3 (gene lmtk3). NCBI's taxonomy places the organism in Eukaryota, Metazoa, Chordata, Actinopteri, Mugiliformes, Mugilidae. Bases 169 to 8475 code for a protein of 2768 amino acids. The transcript has 16 exons. Gene Ontology annotation, molecular function: protein kinase activity; ATP binding. The record is from RefSeq and is a predicted model, not a curated record. Gene Ontology annotation, biological process: protein phosphorylation.
AGAGCACAACAAGGAAGGCAAGGAGACGCUCUUUAUUAUUAGGAGAAGAGGGGGGGUAGAGACGGAGACCGACGUGAGCCCGGAGACGGCCCAGACCGUGGCGGCGUUGACGGGAGAGAGGAGGACACCGACAGCUCGGAUGGUGUUGUUGCUCCGGACGCGGCGACGAUGCGGCCACACUGCUGGGUGAUGGUAGCGGUGGCGGCGAUCAUGUCGUACUUCAGCCCGGAGAGAGCCCUCGGAGCUCCGCAGAGGGAAGUUUCCACGACCAGGGCCGCGUCGCUCUCUCCUCCGCCCUACGUUGUCAUCCUCAUCUCUUGCUCGGGGCUCGUCUCGUUCGUUCUGCUGCUCCUCACCUGUCUGUGCUGUAAGAGAGGAGGUGUGGGGUUCAAUGUAAGUCUUCAACAUGAGUUUGACAAUGCAGAUGGGGAGGAGUGCUCUGGAGGCUCCAGUCCCAUCCAGGAGGACAGCCUUUCAUCAUGUCCCUCCCUCCCUGAGGUUUACACCUUGCCAGUCAGAGACCGGCCCAACUGCCCCUCCCUGCAGGAUGGAGCAGACUCGAAAUAUCAAUGCUUCAAAAGACACACUUUAAACUACCUUCAAGAGAUAGGAAAUGGCUGGUUUGGAAAGGUUAUCCUGGCUGAAGUGCUGUGUGACUGCAGCUCCUCUCAAGCUGUGGUGAAGGAGCUGCGUGUCAGCGCCAGCCCUCUGGAGCAGAGGAAGUUCUUGGCUGAGUGCGAGCCGUACAGGAGCCUUAAGCAUCCUAAUAUCCUUCAGUGUUUGGGGCAGUGCAGUGAGAGCAUCCCCUUCCUCCUGGUUAUGGAGUUCUGUCAGCUGGGUGACCUGAAGAGGUAUCUCCGAGCCCAGCGUAAGUCAGAUGGGAUGACUCCAGACCUGCCGACCAGGGACCUCCUGACUCUUCAGAGAAUGGCUUUUGAGAUCACCUCAGGUCUGCUGCACCUACAUGAAAACAACUACAUCCACAGUGAUCUGGCUUUGAGGAACUGCCUUCUGACCUCAGACCUCACUGUUAGGAUCGGAGACUACGGCCUCUCACACAACCACUAUAAGGAGGACUAUUACCUGACUCCAGACAAACUAUGGAUCCCACUGCGAUGGAUUGCUCCUGAGCUGUUGGAAGAGUACCGGGGAUCUCUCAUAGUUACUGACCAAACCAAGACCAGCAACGUGUGGUCCUUGGGGGUGGUGAUAUGGGAGCUGUUUGAGUUUGGCUCUCAGCCCCACAGGCACCUGAGUGAUGAAGAGGUGCUGACCUUCGUCAUUAGGGAGAGGCAGAUCACACUGGCCCAGCCCAGGCUCAAACUCUCCCAUGCAGACUACUGGUAUGAGAUCAUGCAGUCCUGCUGGCUACCUCCAUCUCAGCGCCCUUCGGUAGCUGAGAUAUUCCUCCUCCUCUCCUCCCUUCUGGCUGCCGAGCGAGGAAUGGCGAGGGGGAGUGUCGGGGAAGAAGAUGAAGAGGACGAGGAGUAUGAGGAGGGCAGAGGAAGGAGAGGGGAAAGUGACGAGUCAUUUGAAAGGCGAUGGGACUUGCUCCGUCCACCUGCAUUUCAGACGGCAGCAAAUGAGCGGCAAAGAGAGAGAGAGUAUGCCAGGGAAGGCAGAGAUAACUCCUACCCCCUGCUGGACCCUGUGGGGAACUGUAUCACCGCGUCCUCUUCUGAACUGGAUGACAUCCUGACAGUCACCGAAACUAGCAAAGGCUUGAACUUUGAAUAUUUCUGGGAGAAGGCUCAUGCCAGGCGAGGCUACAAACCUCUUCCUCCUCCUCAGCCAAUCCCGACUGUGAACAAUAAUCACAGGCAGUCUUUGGACACUCCUACUGUGGUCCCGGUGAUAAGUGCUCGCAGCCCCUCCCUCGCCAGCGAGUACUACAUCAGACUAGAGGAGCACACCCCCCAAGACAAGUCACCCACUCUCAAAGGAAAGCCACACUCCUCUUUCCGCUCUGAUUCGAUUUGCCCCGGAGACGUGGAGCUUGUGGAGAUUCGCAGUGGAAUGUUGGGAAAAGAGCGAGUCCCUUAUUGUUCUUCCGACAAGUUUGGCAGGGGCCUCCAGACUGUCCGGUCGAGUGAGGUCCAAAUCCAGGUGCCCAACACAGGUGUGGCUGAGUUCAGGGACACUUCGAGCCGAGUGACUGACUUCUCAGUCGUCGAUUUGGGUGAUGAUGACGAAGUGGAGAAGACAAAGGGCCAUGACGUGGACAAAAAAUCGUCCUCAAGUUCUCAAGCUCCGGUCCUCCCUCCCAAGCCUCGCUCUAUGUCCAUGUCGUCAGCCAACCACCUUCACUCGCGCCCCCUCCCUGCCCCUCCGCACGGAUGCAGGGGACUGCCUCACUACACGAUCAGUGGGAAAAUUGAGACGGACCCCCAUCACAUGAGCACCUGCCCACCGUCUACCUUUGAUCACCUUGGCCUCCAUCGGCCACGACAGACGCUACCCCCCUCCCCGUCCCUCUCCCCUUCUCUUCCCCCGUCAAGUCACCCGAUUUACCCUCAGCCUCCCCAGAUGUGUCCUCCCCCUCUCCCUCCCCACUCCAAACCACAAAAAAGUUACCCCAUCAACAGCACGGCCGACCCUCACUCAAGAUAUAGUAGGCCGCAGAUACAGAGAUCCACCAGAGACCCGCUAUCCUGUGAUUUGUCAUGUGAUAGAGAAAGUGACGCCAGGCUUGCGGCGUCAUUGCACCCCUCCAAGGACACUUCUUAUUCACGUGCAAAAGACUUUGACUCUCCGAUUCGUAGAGAGAACCCUUUGCGACCUAUUUACCGAAAUCUGCCCCGCACUCAGCCCACAAACUUUCAGAUUGACAGGCAGUCUUCAUCGAGUCCCACUUACUCGGAUGAGGACGACUCUCCUUUCAUGUCCCCUGAGAGGCCCAGUGGUGGGACAACUGUUACUCACUCCAGCCUGUCUGAAGAUGCAGACCCAGCUGCCGCCGAGAACUUCUUCAGAGGAAUGAAAAGGACUCAGUCACGUCUGGACACUAUUCUGCCUGCCAUCUGGAAGGAAGAUGCUGAACUUCAGGCAGAACGUGUCGCUGCAGCCAAGAAAUCCCCAAUGCAUCUAUUUCUGACCGAGAUAUCGAGUGUGACAGAGUCAAGUGAUUCCAAGUCAGAGGCGCCGUGGGUUGGGGAGAAGGAGGAAAACAGGGAUGGAGAGAGAUGGGGGAACUUUGUGCUGCCCAACAGAGGGAUGCGCCGCUCCCAGUCGCUGAUCACAGAGUUGGGCUCGGCGGGGCACUCAUGGGGACCAGAGAAAGACAUCAAAAGGAUGGGAGCUGAGGACAAUACAGUCACUAAGGAAUCAUUCCAGGGGGAUCUUUUUCUCACAGAGAUAGACACAGGGAGGAUGGAUAUGGAAGGAGGAUCUGAAAGCGAUCCAGUAAAAUACCUCUAUCCUGCGGGAUCCAGGUUGCGUCCCUACGUCUGCGCUCCUGGCCUUCCCUCAUACACAGAGGCUGAGGAGGCCUAUUCAAAAGGUAUACGGAGAUCCCGCUCUCUCCUCUCGGAGAUCACUAUUGAGAAGCAAGAGUCUGAAAUCAAUGUGACUGAGAAAGAGCCACGGAGAGGUGAGAUGACCAGGGAGGAGUUCCUGAAAGAGAUCCAAUCAGCAGAGACCUUUCUGACUGAAAUAAUUUCAAGACAGAAUGCUGCUGCAAACAAGAAGGAUGCCGAUUCAGCUUACUCCCCAACUCCACUGUCCCCUGAAUAUGAGUCCAUAUGCAUAGACCCAAACUCUGCUCAGACCAUCAGAUUUCAGUCAGAGAGCUCCAUACGAGCAUCCAGCAAAGGCAAAGAUGAUAAACAAACUGAGGCCAUCUAUGCCCAAGUGACCAAGCGUGCUAAGAAGAGUGAGAUAAAGAUUUCCAUGAAACCCGAGAUCCCAAUUCUUCACAUAGGAUCAAAUAAACCACCUUUCAAACUGGACAGCCCAGGGAACAAUGCUGCGGACCACUGCCAGUCUGGUGAGUUUGUGUUUUCAGAGAUCAUGCCCAAAAAUGGUUUACUGCACAACCAAACACUCGCCUCUCAGAAAGAAGAGGAGGUGUGUUCAGAUGGCCCUGCCUUACCUGCCAGACUAGGCCAAUCAGAGCACUCUCCUACUGAAUCCACUGAGUCCAACACUGUGACACAGCAUGACAGCAAAUCACUCAGUACAAAUGAAAGUGAAAAGGCUGCUCUUAUAGGAAAUGGUGAAGUAAUGAAAGGUGACCAACGGGCCCACAGCCCCGAGAGAGGAGAUCAAACAUGUACAAAGGCUGACACAGCACAUGACCCUGAGAAAACAGAUGAUUUGGAGAGCUUUCAAAAUGUGGUUUCGCAUGAUAAUGAAUGCCUUGAGGACACAACAGGAGAAAAUUCAUUUCAGCACAAUGACAGUGGACAAAAACAGCCUUGUCAUAUUACCCAAAAGGCACCCACUCCUGCUGCCACCCCGACCACUCCAGACUGGGACCCGUCUUCUGACGUCUCACUCGUAACCCCAACUGACUCAGUCCUGUCACCUAUGACUUCCAGCUCCAUUGACUGCCUCACCCCUAGUGACUCAUGGUCAGGAGGAGGAGGAGGGGGAGGCAGCGGGUGGCGGGCCUUGGGAAAUGAAACACCACAUCGAGACUCUGCAUAUUUCAGUGACAGUGACUGGGAGGGUGACGGGAUGAACAGGAGGAGCACUGAUGGCCUUGUUGCCUCCAGGCCGGGCAGCAGCAGAGCAGGUGAUCGGGGAAUACUGACUGGGAUAGAGGAGAAAACCGAAGAGGAGGGAGAGAUGGGAGAAAAGAGCCCAUUACGAGAUAGCAUGCUUACGUCAAAUAUCAAAACGGAAACUGGAGAAGAGAGAACUAUUGAGAUGCACGAACAGAACGUUGCACUGUAUCCACAUGCGUCUAAAAAUGACAUUUCUCAAUUGGCUAAUGACAAAGAUAUGCUAAGCAAAGGACUGGAGUCUGCACAGAGGGACGAUUCUGGCAUUUUCCAUGACGAGAACAGAAAGUCAGAGCUGCUGUGUGAUGAUCCCAAGGCCAACGACUGUGUUGACCUAAUUGACAAGUUAUUUUCAAAAUUAGACGCUGAGCCACUGAAAGGCCUCGCAGACAGCGGUAGUUAUGUGAUAGACGGCCACUACACUGAUGGCAUAAUUUCUAAAAUAACAGAUUACAAAUACCAGGACUCUGCAGAGAACGGCUGUAAUCUACACUCCAAGAGCCCUGCUGAGACAAAUAGUUUGAUCGAGUCUGGCAGCCAGUCAAAGGACAGCAUGUUUAGAGCAAGCAACAAUGAUUACACAAGUGUUACAGAGACAAUCAGUGACCUCAGUGCACUGAAUUCCUUGAAAUCUGAAAAUAAAAUUGUGGCACAAUCCGAAGUUGACAACACAGAAUCCAGUUCAUCUAAACUGUGCGAUAUUCAAAUCAAUGAUGUCACACUUAAAGAUAAAACUCGGCAAAAAGACGAUGGGAGGCCUUUUGAUGAUACAGCGAGUGGUUCUGUGUGUCCCUGGGAUGACCAGGGCGGUGACGAGCUGGAGGGACGUGAGGAAAGGCCCGGUAUAGACCACAAUGAGCUGGGCCUGAGGAACCUUCAUUACUCAGACGGCAGAGAGGAUGAGAGGGUCACGAUAGAGAUGGAGAAACAGCACGCUGCUGCAGAGCUGAGUAGUGCCUCGAAGGAAAAGUCACCAAUGAGGGGAGCAGCAAGAGAGAUGGACUCUGCUAACAAUGUGGAUAACAACUCUUGUGAGGGGCUUGAGGCAACAACUAAAGAGUUAUGGAGCGCUCUGGAGGAGGAUGAAGAAGAUUCACCAUCUGGAGUAGUUAGGGGCGAGUUCGACUGCCACCGUUUUUCACAGUCAGACGACUUACGCUUGUGGCCUGAUGAAAAUGACCAGUGGGCCUCUCCACAGAGGAGGUGCCAAGGAAUCGAACUGAGAUCCGAAUAUUUCUCUGGCUUUGGUAACAAGGCGUGGGAGGUCGGGGAGAGACUUGUUGUGGGUCAAGAGUAUUGGGAGACGGAAGAAAAUGAUGAACUGGCAGGAAGCGAACCUCACCCUGCUGUCUUGGAGGGCUGUGAAGAAACCUGGAACAAUGAAACUCAAAGACUGAGCGGCAACCUUCCUGUGAAGAAAAUGUGGGACUUCAAGGACAGAGAUAAUGAACAGACUGUAGAAGAUGUACAACAGGAGGAAAAUGUUGAGAAUCUGAGGGAAACUGACAGUUUUAAGAGUGAUCCAGGAAGAGAAAGCUCAGAUAUUGAAGUGGAGAAUAUUGAAAUACCAGAGAAGGAGCCCUUGGAGCAAGGAGAGAGGCAGAUUACAUCAUGCGCAGAGCCAGUCAGGGACAGAGAAGGUCGGUUAGACUCCACAGAGACAGAGGAGAAUCAAGAUUUUAACAGAUGGCCUCAGAAUCAACUCUGCAGGAUCCAGACAGACGAGCAGACAUCAGCUGUAGAUGGUGACAAAGAAGCAGACUUGUCUACUGUAACGAACAACUUCAGCCACAUUCUAGAGAACAAAACCUCUGAUGCAUCUAUUUGCAUCACUGAAGCUCCUCUUAACUCUUCAGAUCUGGAAAAUGUUGAAUCAUGCUUCACUGCAGAAGAGGAAAAGAAACCAUGGCUUGCUAGACAGUACCCAGAAGAAACAACAGGCACUGUGAAAGUUGAGGACGAGUGUAGAGACAUGCCCGUUGAGUCCAGACCCAGUGACCCUGAUGCACAGGAUGAGAUGGAUCAGUCAUUUCCCCCGCUUGACAAUUUCAGCUCGGUAGAUUUUCCAAGUCCGCCACCAAGCAUAGAUCUUGACGUGCAAGAUGAUAAAUUGGAGAGUUUAGACGACUCUUUUCCGAGUCCACCACCAUCUGUUACAGAGGCAGAGGACUUUAUUAGUCACAUUAAUCUAGACGACUUUCUUGGCAGUACUGAGACAGAGCCCUAUAUUUCCAUAGCACACAGCACAGAGCCCUAUAUUUCCCCAGUUAACAACACAGAUGCCUCAGAGCAAUCUCUGCACGAAUCACCACCUGCUACAACACACAGUAAAGGGAUCUCAGCCAAUCUGAAGAUCCCCACUGUGCAUAUAACACUGAACGAUGAGACCAACCUUACAUCCAGUGUAGAAAGUCUGGAAGAUCAUAAUAGCCCGUGCCAGAAAACAUCCCCUGCAAUGCCCUCUGUACCUCCCCUAAACAAUGUACCAGAAUUGUUCAUUUCUGAGUGGAAAGAUUUGGAUGAGGAGCCCUUGGAGGAUUUUGAAAAACUGGAGCAACUGUGUUGCAUAUCUGGAGAUGAGGAAGAAACUCUGGGGGAUCUUUUCUUGUCUUUGAAGAAAACCCCCGAUCCGAAAGGUAGCAGUGAUACAGGUCAUGAGAUAGGUGACUCCUCCACUCCCGAGGGUAGCAGGAUGGAUUUGAAGGAAAACAGGAUAUCUGAUAACUCUGAUAAGUUGGCAGAAUAUUUCCAACCGAUGAUCAUGGAUUCCCAAGACAUUCUGUCACCACAAGAGGGGAGGCAUGGUGAACAGAGACCAGCAGGCCAAACACCCGACGUCAAGGACCAGGGAUCUCUUUCCAAGAUGACCGCUAAGAAUGGCCUCAUGAUGCAGGUGUGUGAGGAAAGACUGCAGUUCUCCCUCUGUGAAAAUGUGAAAACAAAUGUGCUUUGGGGAUCGACUGUCAAAGACACGGUCAUGCUCCGGCCCUGGGGGGAACAAGUCACAGAGAGCAGCAGUGAGCUGGUCACAGUAAAAGAACAAGGAGAAGAAGAGAGCCAAGAGGAGGAGGAAGCUGCCCUCAGUGAACAGCUCCUCACAGAGUCUGAUGAAAAUAAAGCAGAGACACUCACUGUGAACGAACAACCUGAGGCCACGACACCUCAACCUUCUGCAAACCAAGCAAUGAAAGCAAAGCUAGCCCGCCUGUCUCUCGCCCUCCCUCCUCUGGCUCUGACUCUUCCCCUCACCCCAUCUGGUAAAGGAGGAUUUGGGGACGGGGCCAUUGGGAAUCGAAUAGGAAGACGGAGAGGACUUUCAUCAGGAAACGACCCCGAGGAGGAGGAGGAGGAGGAGGAGGAGCAGGAGGACGAAAGCUCGCGGAGGGUGAUUGUGGUGACAGAGACAGACGUGGACAAACGCGUUGGGCUGAGGAGUCUGCUGAAAUCGCCAAAGGAGCCGAUGGACAGAGACAAGGACAGAGGAAGAAAUGUGUCCUUUUUUGAUGAUGUCACAAUCUAUCUUUUCGAUCAGGAAACUCCAACCAAUGAGCUGGGCAAUUCAGCUCCCACAAGUCCAGCCCCCGUGUCUGUCAAGAGCACAAAGCUGGAUUUGCAUGGCCCACACGUCAAAAGCAGAGAAUCAAAAAGGAAAGAGGAUUUAUCAAUCAAACCAAGGUCGCCUGUGGGGGCCAAUCCAGUGACUUCAUCACGCUUCACUGUUAGCCCUGCCAACGACCCCCACUUGGUGUGAUGCUACUCCGCAUCACGGGAACCUUAAGAGCUGAACCCUCUCGGACUGGCCAGUGAAUUAACCCAACAACCAGCCAUUCACCCAGAGGAUAUUUUUUUAUUGAGUAGGCGACUGAAAGAUUGAGACUCCGGUUCUAAAAGCUGGACACAUUCCAGGUUUUACCAGCGACAGGAUUUUGUAUGUCAGAGCUCGUUGAGCUCCUGCCUGCCACUGUUUACAGAGUUUAUUCAUAGCCUUUGGCUACUGAGGUCUUUGGAAGAGGCAGCAUAUGCUAGGAGAAGAGGAGCCUGGAGUAAAAUCUGAAACAGAUUUGACAGCUAUGCAGUGGGAGUCUUGCUGUGUACCAGCUUACCUUCUCUUCUCUUUUCUGCUUCAUUCUGUUGUAUUAUUCCCCGGGUGCAGGGGGAAUGCACUUUUCAGUCAUUCGUCUGUCUAUGUAAACGCUUGGAUUCCAGCCCUCUCUUUAUUAAAGACCUUUUUCCAUUGCAGUCAGUCAGUCAGUUGUUCUUGUAGACAGCAAUUUGAAACAGAAAUUGCGUAUUUGAGAAUACUCCUUAGCAUUUGUACAAAUAUCAUAAUACAAGUGUAUACAAUAUCAUUUUAGAGCUGUUUACUUUUAGAUGUAUUCUUAGAGUGCACGGAAAAUUAAACAAGCUAUGUUUCUUCACACUUUUAGUUCUUAAAAGCACUAAUUUCUAAUUUCUUUAACUGUGUUCCUUUCUAUAGUUAUAAUAUUAUUUUAUGUAUUUAUGUAAAGUUGGUUUCCAUGCAAUAUUUUAUUUAUAUAUUUAUUUAUCGAUCUAUCAAUUUAUUUAUUUAUUUGCUUUGGUGCAAUUAACAUAUAUAAACUUAGCUAUAAUUUGUUUGGGAUGGAAUGCAUCUAAGUUAUACCUUCUCUAAGAUCUUCAUAACAAAUAAAUCAAAAUAUUUUCCCAAACGUCUUAAUUGCUAAAAAAGUAUUUUGUAUAAUUUUACUUGUUAAUAUAUGCCAAUCUGUAUUGAACUAUGUCUUGUAAUGUUUCAUUAUUUUCUGAUGUCAAUGAAUUUUUAGCUGUCUUAACAUUAUUUUAUCUUGUUUAAUGACAGUUAAUGUAGCUUAGCAUGAAAACUCGAAACCCUUCAUGAGUAAAUAACUCAUUUGUUUUUGUAUCUGUUAAUUUAUUCCAUUUUAUACUAAUAACAGUCCAUCAUGCAGUCAAGGUUCAACUAGUCCAUUUGUUUAGUCUGUUUAAAUGUUCGUUUAAACUUGUAUUGUUUAAAGAAUGGUUUUCAAGGGGUAAUGUAUAAACAAGGGGAAAUAAAAACUACAAAAUGUGAA